AACAGGAGUUCUUCAAGUAUUAAAACUGGAGCGGCUUCUCCCUCUUCGCGGGGAGUUGGAUUAAGUUUCUUCAUGCAACUGUUUUGGAAAGAAACGAAGACCACCUCAACGGGAAACAAGGAGAUUAACGGUGACACCGUGCGCUCCCGGGAUACCGCCUUCUCUUUCGGUCCCCCCGGGGAGAUGUACCAAGGGUUUCCCGGCGACCCCGACAGCGGAUCCCGUGGAAGCUCGUCUCCGUCCAUAGAGUCCCAGUACCUGUCCUCCGUGGACUCCUUCGGGAGCCCGCCCACCACCAGUGCUCCGCAGGAGUGUGCGUCAGCAGGCGCUGGCUUGAGCAUUGUGGGCAGCAGGCCAGGGAGCGGUGUCGGAGGUGAGAUGCCCAGUUCAUUUGUGCCCACCGUCACCGCCAUAACUACCAGUCAGGACCUGCAGUGGAUGGUGCAGCCGACCCUCAUCUCCUCCCAGGCCUCUGGGCAGAGUAGCUCCACCGGCACCACGACCAUGACCCAGCCGGUGUCGCUGGUGGACCCGUACGACAUGCCCGGCCCCAGCUACUCCUCGGGGUCCUGUUUCACCCCUCCCAGUUCAGAAACUCCAGUGCCAGCGCCGGGCCCCACCCGGCAGUCCAGGCCCCGCAGCCGCCGCGCACGAGACGAGUCUGUGAGUGAAGAUGGAGAUGUUGGUGUGUUAUUAACACCUGAGGAGGAGGAAAAGAGGCGCGUCCGCCGCGAGAGAAACAAGCUGGCUGCGGCCAAAUGCAGAAACCGCAGACGGGAACUGACAGACAGACUGCAGUCGGAGACUGACAUACUUGAGGAGGAGAAGGCGGAGCUGGAGGCCGAGAUCUCAGAGCUGCAGAAGGAGAAAGAGCGCCUAGAGUUUGUACUGGUGGCCCACCAGCCGAAUUGCAAGAUCCCAUACCACGAGCAGGCUCAACAGGCCUCAGCGACGCUCCCUCAAGUCCAGUCCCAGCUCACUCCUCACAGCUCACAGAGCCUGCCACCUCCUGUCUCCAUUGUGGGCUUGACUAUGAAGGAGGACUCUUUCUAUCUCCCUCCUGCCUACACGGCCCACCCGACCCCCACACAGCCCCAGCCUCCAGUGCAGCAGCAGCAGCAGCAGCAAGUCCAGCAGCAGCAGCACCCCCAAGCAGGGAUGAUGCAGGAGGUAGAGUUUUCUAGUUCUUUCUACGGCUCAGCUGAGCCAGCGCCUGGUGGGCCAUGCCUCAUGGCCAGUGACAGUGGUGGUGGUGGUGUUAACCAUGACGAUGCGGCCAUUGGCAGUUACAACACCUCAUACACAUCUUCAUUUGUGUUCACCUACCCAGAGGGAGCCUGCGGGGUCAGUGCCAACCAGCGGAACAGCAGUAGCGAGCAGUCAUCUGAUUCCCUGAACUCGCCUUCACUGCUGGCGCUCUGACUGACCGACAGACACAUGCAUGCACAGAUUACCACUAACACGCCCCGAGCUCACUGGAUGCAGAGGCUGACGCGAGUACACGCACAGUGCCAACCAGUCUCGCACAUUGAGGAAAAACAAUGCGCCAAUCAUUUGAACCUGAUUGGGUGACAAUUUACACCUCUCAAGCCUUUCAAGAGCCAUAGAGAGAAAAAAAAAAUGUACAUGAGAUUGAACCUUUAACAUUGAGCUACAAAUAUUUUUAACAGGGCACGACUAGCAAUUUAAACAAGUGCAUUACAAAAGCCUGCAGAGCCUUGGAAGAGUGUUCAAACCCCUUUAACUUUUCUACAUUUUGUCACAUUGAGCCACAAGCGUUAAUAUGUUUUAAUGGGAUUAUAUGUGACGGAAAGAAAAGAAAGUAGACGUCAAUAGCUCAGUGAAAGGAAUCAGAUUUGUGGUUUUCGACAUUUCUUACAAAUACAACUCUAAGAAAUUACA
Messenger RNA from Fundulus heteroclitus (mummichog), 1902 nucleotides. RefSeq names its product FBJ murine osteosarcoma viral oncogene homolog B (gene fosb). NCBI's taxonomy places the organism in Eukaryota, Metazoa, Chordata, Actinopteri, Cyprinodontiformes, Fundulidae. Gene Ontology annotation, biological process: regulation of transcription by RNA polymerase II. Gene Ontology annotation, molecular function: DNA-binding transcription factor activity, RNA polymerase II-specific; RNA polymerase II cis-regulatory region sequence-specific DNA binding. The coding region runs from base 73 to 1422 and encodes 449 amino acids. The record is from RefSeq and is a predicted model, not a curated record. The transcript is spliced from 5 exons. Gene Ontology annotation, cellular component: nucleus.